Trichoderma breve is the source of this 1164-nucleotide messenger RNA. RefSeq lists its product as uncharacterized. NCBI's taxonomy places the organism in Eukaryota, Fungi, Ascomycota, Sordariomycetes, Hypocreales, Hypocreaceae. Bases 1 to 1164 code for a protein of 387 amino acids. The record is from RefSeq and is a predicted model, not a curated record. The transcript has a single exon.
AUGUCGUCCAUCCACGUCAAAGAUUUGGAUGUUAAAGAUGCAUCAGAACCGUUAUCCUUGGACCUCUAUGAAAACAUGAACCGUUACGAAGCCAAGCUGCCUUGCGAUGUUAUUUAUGACAGGAGAAAAUCAGACCAUUGUGUGACGGUGAAACGCCUUCUCUGGGUUGAUGGAUUGGGACAUUCAAUCGUGAAUGGCGAGAAAUCUACAACCAAGCAAGAUAUGACUCUUGUUGUUCUCAGGAUUGUCCUUGCACCAUAUAUCCCAGAGGAGCAGAAAUUUUGGUAUAUGAAGGUGUCUCUGGUUUUUGAAGAUAUGGAACAGAGUGGCAUAAACGAACCCCAGGUCCUAGCAUGGGCCCCCGGUAAAGGAACGACGGGUCGGAACGGGGCAGUCAUCCACCACGAGAAGUCUGGCGAGAAAGAAAGAAACUUGGAAGUCGAUAACUCUGUAACCAGUGCAACUGUUACUUGGAGCAGCGAAGGCGCGGUGUCUUGGGACCAAACAUCCUUUGAAAAGAAGCGCUCCUCCCCGACUUUAAAUCCAAAGACGAAUAAUCUGAACGGUGUGUCUUGGUAUGUGGAACAGUACGACUCGGGUAAUGUCGGUGAUACCCAGGAGCUGUUUGUUGCCGUUCUCUUGUCGCGACCAACAGCAGAACCAUACCUGGCAAGAUUCGAGAUUAAAGCCCGAGUGAACACUACGGAAGAUGUUAGAAAUAGAACAAAGUCGCUCUUUGGUCUCGAAUCAUUUCAUACCGAGCCGUUCAAGAUAACUCCACGGGCCAACCAGGUGUGUUGUUAUGAAGGCAAAGACAUAUGGAAAUGCAUCGAUAUCAACAAUCUGGACAAAUUGCGAUGUGAAAGAGACAUACUCACGCUGGAUAUAAAAUGGGGCCCAAAGUAUCAGGUCGAGGCUACGGCUUUGGAAGGUCCAAGUAGCAGUUCGGCAACAACGGAUCUUUCCAAGGACAGUCAAUCGGAAACCUCGCCAGUUUCCAAGGAAACCCUGGCUCAGACGGCAACCCCAUCUGAUGAGCCAACCAGUCCAGCCGCGAUCGUAAAUAGCCAGCCACUGCCAGAGAUGAAUCUUUCACCCUUGGUUGAUCAGGAGGGCCCAGACUCAGUGGUGAACACUGACUCGGAUUGGCUGAUAGAAUUGUAA